Dunckerocampus dactyliophorus (ringed pipefish) is the source of this 2938-nucleotide messenger RNA. RefSeq names its product finTRIM family, member 83 (gene ftr83). NCBI's taxonomy places the organism in Eukaryota, Metazoa, Chordata, Actinopteri, Syngnathiformes, Syngnathidae. Bases 294 to 2012 code for a protein of 572 amino acids. The transcript is spliced from 7 exons. Gene Ontology annotation, molecular function: protein binding; zinc ion binding. The record is from RefSeq and is a predicted model, not a curated record.
UAAAGAAGAAGAAGACUACUCAGUGACCAGUCUGGUGCCCUGUCAUCACACAUUGCAUUCAUUCUCUGCGCACUCUGCAAAUGAUGAAGACAUUCCCCGUGCCCUUUCCUUGCCCCGCCCUUGUUUUACUGGUUUCGGCCCAACCAGUUUAGCCUCUCUGUCUGUUUACUCUAUAUAACUCAGGCCAGUCGUACCUAGCAGCAAACCGUCACUUUGCUGCUGUGCCGACACAAGUCACAGACUGUCACAGCAUCUUUCCUGCAUUAGACGGACGAGUGACCAAGUUGACGAGCAUGGCAUCCGAGCAUGACAACUGCCACCUGUGUAAGGAAUACCUCAGGGAUGCUGUGUCUAUUCCGUGCGGGCACGUCUUCUGCUCCAUUUGCCUGAAGACAUACUGGGACCACGCAGAUCACACGGGCACGUACCUCUGUCCGCAGUGUCGGGUCACCUACAACAAGAGGCCCACGCCGAGACGCGUGGGAGGCUCCCGGAACUCCACUCUGCAACGCAGCUCGGAUCCCUUCCCGCCGCCACCUCCGUCCCCUGACUACAACAUGGCCGGGCCGCAGGACGUGGGAUGCGACAUUUGUGUCGGCAAGAAGAACAAAGCUGUCAAGACCUGCCUGAUGUGCCUGGCCUCCUACUGCGACAAGCAUCUCAAACCCCAUUAUGAGUCGGCCACUUUUAAAAGGCACAAGCUGGUGGAUGAAAUUGGUCAUCUGGACCGGCAGAUCUGUCCCCAGCACCAGAAGGGUCUGGAGCUCUUCUGUCGCACGGACCAAAUGUGUAUCUGUGUGCUGUGUACGGUGAAAGAACACAAGGGUCACGACAUGGUGUCUGCUGAGCAGGAGAGGGCUGAAGAACAGCAACGCCUCGGUGCCACCCAGGCUGAGAUCCAGGAAAAGAUUCACGAUCGACUCAAGCAGAUGGAGGAGCUGAAACAAGCCGUAGAUGUACUCAAGACCUCAGCCCAGAGAGCGUUGCAGGAGUGUGAGAAGAUGUUUGCCGACAUGAUGCGCUCCAUUGAGAGGAUGCAGCAAGAGAUGGCCAAGAUGAUCUCCACCAACAAGAGGGCGGCGCUCAACAACGCCGAGGGUCACAUGGAGCGUCUGGACCACGAGAUCACUGACCUGAAGAGGAGAGACAACGAGAUCACUCAGCUGUCCCGCACUGAGGACCACAUCCACUUCAUCCAGACCUACCACAUGCUAAUUGCCCAGACCGAGGCUGAGGAGCUGCCCACAGUGACCGUUAACCCUUACUUCACCUUCGGCCCGGUUACGAAGGCCGUGUCCGAGAUGAAACAGCACCUGAAUGAAUUUGGCAACGAUGAGCUGGUGAAAGUGGCCAAAACGGUCAACAAAAUGACCUUUUGCCAACUGGAGGACUCCAAAAAGAAGCGCACAUCAAAAGUCGAUGACGCCCCCAUGUACAGAUCUGUGCAAGUCCAGGAACCUCAACACAGGGAUGAUUUCCUCAAAUAUGCUUGCCAGCUCACUCUGGACCCAAACACGGCCUACAGACAGCUCUACCUGUCUCGAGGAAACAGGAAAGCUGCCCUUAAGAGAGACCCCCAGUCUUACGGUGACAGCAACGCCAGGUUUGACUCCCUGCCCCAGGUUCUGUGUAUGGAGGCCCUCUCGGGCGGCGCCUACUACUGGGAGGUCGACUGGAGCGGGGAGGGGGCUGCCGUCGGCAUCACCUACAAAGGCAUCAAGAGGACGGGCUACGGGGACAGCUGCCGCAUCGGCUACAACCGCAAGUCUUGGAGCCUCUUCUGCUCCGACGCCAGCUACUCAGCACGCCACAACAAGGACCAGAUAGAGGUCAAGGCCCCCUACUCGUCUAGAAUUGGGGUGUUCCUCGACCACGCCGGGGGAACGCUAUCUUUCUACGCUAUUGGAGAAACCAUGUCUCUCAUCCACCGCUUCAAGGCGCCAUUCAGCGAAGCCGUCUAUCCAGGCUUCUGGGUUUGGUACGAGUCAGCCAUCACUCUCAUCCAACUCUGAUUAGUUACCAAAUAUCACGUACAAUAGUCGUGAUGAUAUACAUCAGGGGUGUCCAAACUUUUUGCACCGAGGCCCAUAUGCUUAAAAAUGAAAGGAUGCAGGGGCCGAUUUGCUAUUUUGUAAAGCAACACGUGUAGAUAUGCUAUGACGUUAUACAAAUUUCAAGAAAAAAACGCAUCUCUGAAAAAGCCUAUUAUUAGUAUGAACUUUGCUCUUUUCUUCAUUUUUUUUUUUUUUUUUUUAAUUUUUCAAAUAUUUCAACCUUCUUUUAAAAUAAACUUUUUAUAUUUACUUCUGGUAAUAUUAUGAGUUGAUUCCUAUAAUAUUUUAAUAUAUUAUAACUAUUUCCCCAACCUAAUGACAACUUUCAUUUGUUUUGUUUCUCGUAACGUUCCAUUUUCUUGAAUAUUUCAAUGUUAUGCCACUAAAAUGACAUUAUUUUUUACACCGUUAUUGUCGUAAGAAAAUGUAUCUUAAUAUUUUCUUGUAAAAUUACUGCAAAUGUUUCCAUUAUUGGGAUUUCUAACAAAGUUUUCUUGUUCAAUUUUCCUUUUAAGAAUGUGCCGUGGGAGAAUAAAAAAAAAACAGCCACGGGCCGCACUUUGGACACCCUUGAUAUACAUUUAUUUGGAGUGUUGGGGGGAAUUAUUGAGUGACUAAAUAUUGUGCAAGUGUGUGAUUUGCAGAACGGGGUGAACAAAUUACAUGAACACACCGUACCCAAGUUUAAAAUCAGCUUUUAAAUCAAAAUGAGCUGUACUUGAUUGAAACGUUUGUGAUUGUACAGGCUCUACUGUAUAUGCAGCAUUUAUUUUUUCAAUAAACAUUUUGUAUGAAGGGACGUCUGUCGUUGGACUUUUGUCAUCAUUUUCACUCAAAACUUCCCAGCUUUUUCAAUUAACUCAACUUUUAAUCAGAAAGUUGUA